GGAGCUUCCGCUAAUGAAGCUGCGGGUCGCUGUUUGGACUAAGAAGGAAAAAAAAACAUUUAAUCUAAAAUUAUAGGUCGGUGCUCUGUGAAGCGUUUAUUAUUUCUUCUUUAAAAUAAAAUAAAAAAUCUGGUCGAAAAUUAAGACAACAGCGCGGAACAGAAACAUUUCUAGUUACUGUACAAUGAUAAUAACAUUUGGCUAACUUGUUUUGUUAGCUUUCAGCAAAACAUCAAGUUUAUCCCGGGUUUACAAAGUCUGAAGAGCUAAACAAGGAUGUCUGACUCUGACAGUGACGAAGAUCAAGGUCGCCCGUUUUCCCUCACUGGCUUCCUCUUUGGAAACAUCAAUGAAGACGGACAGUUGGAGGAUGAUAGCGUUUUGGACAAUGAGUCCAAAAAGCAUCUCGCUGGUUUAGGAACUCUGGGUCUGGGUUCUUUAAUUACAGAGAUUACUGCAAAUGAGGGCGAGGAAAAAGAAAAUAAAGAUUCAGAAAAUGUCGAUGGGGAAGGUUGGGUGAAAAGCACUGACGACGCUGUCGAUUAUUCUGACAUCAGCGAGGUGGCAGAAGAUGAGACCAAAAAGUACCGCCAGGCUAUGGGGUCUUUGCAGCUAAGCCGGAAAACUGAUGACGACGACGACUAUGAUGCUGACUGUGAGGAUAUUGACUCUAAGCUCAUGCCUCCACCGCCGCCGCCUAGUCUUUCAUUGCCAGAGAAGGAGGAAUCCUCAAGCCAGAGCACAAACGGUAAAGAUUCAUGUACUGCGGGGGAAGACGGUGAUGGCAUCAUCCUGCCCUCCAUCAUUGCACCAUCCUCUGCUGCUGAUAAGGUGGACUUCAGCAGCUCUUCAGACUCUGAGUCAGAAACUGACAGACCUUGUCAGAUCUCUGGAUCUGGAGGCCCCCCCGACAGACUUACCCUCCCUCUUGCUGGCAUAAUGCAGAAAGAUGCAGCCAAAGCUCUGCCUGGCGUCACAGAGCUCUUUCCAGAGUUUAGGCCUGGCAAGGUUCUCAGGUUCUUAAGGCUGUUUGGUCCUGGAAAGAACAUGCCGUCAGUUUGGAGGAGUGCCCGCAGGAAGAAGAAGCGGAAACACAGGGACCCUCAGCCUGGAACACCUCCACCUGAAGGUGAGGUGUCAGAACCAGGCCUGGAGAAAAAAUCGGGAUGGAUUUAUGAGUACGCCCUCCCUCCACCCCCAGAGCAGUGCCUCUCCGAUGAUGAGAUAACUAUGAUGGCUCCAGUGGAGUCAAAGUUUUCGCAGACCAGUGGGGAUGGGGACAAGGAGACAGAGUCUCGACCUAAAGUGGCAGAAUGGAGAUAUGGUCCAGCUCAGCUCUGGUAUGACAUGCUGGGUGUACCUGAGGAUGGAAGUGGUUUCAACUAUGGGUUCAAGCUGAAAAGGCUGGAGUCCAGUGAGCCUCAGAAGCAGGAGAUCCCCAAGGAAAUCACAGAGAUUCCUCAAGAAACGGUUCAGAGACAAAAGGAAAUGAAUGACAGCGAUGGAGAGGAAGUUGAUGGAAAUGAAGAAAAACAGGCUUUAGAGAAUGAGGUCUUCUUGAUGGUCACUCAGCUUAAGUGGGAGGAUGAUAUCAUUUGGAAUGGAGAAGAUGUAAAGCACAAGGGAACCAAGACACAGAGAGCCAGUCUGGCAGGAUGGCUUCCCUCCAGCAUGACGCGCAACGCCAAUGCUUAUAAUGCACAGCAAGGUCUCACUAGAAGUAAUUCUCAGCUGGUACCACCAACGCCUCCACCCAUACCCAAAACUCCUACGAUCACAGGUGCUAAACGGGACAAAAGCAGCCUCGAUCAUCAAGCUUCUCAAGAAGAAUCCUGUUCCUGGUAUUCUAUUUUCCCCAUUGACAAUGAGGAGCUGGUGUAUGGCCGAUGGGAAGACAACAUCAUCUGGGAUGAUCAGGAGAUGGAUCACAUGCUUGCACCACCUGUUCUUACACUGGAUCCCAAUGAUGAGAAUAUUAUUCUAGAAAUUCCAGAUGAGAAAGAAGAAGCGACCUCACAUUCACCAUCAAAAGAGAAUAAGAAGGAAACUGCAAUUAAGAAGAGCCGCAUUUUAUUGGGAAAGACCGGAGUGAUCAAAGACGAGCCGCAGCAAGUAUGUUCUCACAUGAAAAAACUCAGUUUUAAUAAAACGACAGACUCAAAGAACAUGUCCCAGCCUGAAGUUAAGGAUCCCUGGAAUCUCUCCAAUGAUGAGUUUUACUACCCCAAACAGCAAGGUCUGAGAGGAACCUUUGGUGGCAAUAUCAUUCAGCAUUCAAUCCCAGCUCUAGAGCUACGGCAGCCAUUCUUCCCCACUCACAUGGGACCCAUGAAGCUUCGCCAGUUCCAUCGUCCAACACUGAAGAAGUAUUCAUUUGGAGCUUUAGCUCAGCCGGGCCCCCACGCUGUUCAGCCCCUACUCAAACACAUCAAGAAGAAGGCCAAGAUGAGAGAGCAGGAGCGGCAAGCUUCAGGAGGUGGAGACAUGUUUUUUAUGCGAACGCCACAAGACCUGACAGGCAAAGAUGGCGAUCUGAUUCUAGCAGAAUACAGUGAGGAAUACCCGCCUCUUAUCAUGCAAGUGGGCAUGGCUACAAAGAUCAAGAACUACUACAAAAGGAAACCUGGAAAAGAUCCUGGAGCGCCAGACUGUAAGUACGGAGAGACUGUGUACUGCCACACGUCCCCCUUUCUGGGCUCUUUGCACCCUGGACAAUUACUCCAGGCAUUUGAGAACAACCUUUUUCGGUCCCCGAUCUAUCUGCACAAAAUGCCAGAAACGGAUUUCUUGGUCCUACGAACCCGGCAUGGCUACUUCAUUAGAGAGCUUGUUGACAUUAUUGUAGUUGGACAGGAGUGUCCCUUGUUUGAAGUCCCAGGGCCAAACUCCAAGCGAGCCAAUACUCACAUCAGGGACUUCUUGCAGGUGUUUAUUUACCGCUUGUUCUGGAAGAGCAAGGAUCGGCCCAGAAGAAUCCGCAUGGAGGACAUAAAGAAAGCUUUUCCGUCACACUCAGAAAGCAGCAUCAGGAAACGGCUCAAGUUAUGUGCAGACUUCAAACGUACAGGUAUGGACUCCAACUGGUGGGUGUUGAAACCGGACUUCAGAUUGCCCACAGAAGAAGAAAUCCGAGCCAUGGUGUCUCCAGAGCAGUGCUGUGCUUAUUACAGCAUGCUUGUGGCAGAGCAGAGGCUAAAGGAUGCUGGAUAUGGUGAGAAAUCUUUCUUUGCCCCAGAAGAAGAGAAUGAGGAGGACUUUCAGAUGAAGAUUGACGAUGAGGUGCGGACAGCUCCUUGGAACACAACACGAGCGUUCAUUUCUGCCAUGAAGGGAAAGUGUCUGCUGGAGGUGACUGGUGUGGCAGAUCCCACAGGCUGUGGGGAGGGUUUCUCCUAUGUGAAAGUGCCCAACAAGCCCACCCAACAGAAGGAUGACAAAGAGCCUCAACCUGUCAAGAAGACGGUGACGGGGACAGAUGCAGAUCUCAGGAGGCUUUCACUUAAGAACGCCAAGCAGCUGCUUCGCAAGUUUGGAGUUCCGGAGGAAGAAAUCAAGAAGCUCUCUCGCUGGGAGGUAAUCGAUGUGGUGAGAACCAUGUCCACAGAGCAGGCGCGAUCAGGCGAAGGUCCCAUGAGCAAAUUUGCCAGAGGCUCUCGUUUCUCUGUGGCUGAACACCAGGAGCGCUACAAGGAAGAGUGCCAGAGGAUCUUUGAUCUGCAGAACAAAGUUCUGGAGUCAACAGAGGUGCUGUCCACAGACACAGACAGCAGUUCAGCAGAAGAUAGUGACUUUGAGGAGAUGGGUAAAAACAUUGAGAACAUGCUGCAGAACAAAAAGACCAGCUCCCAGCUUUCUCGGGAGAGAGAAGAGCAGGAAAGGAAGGAGCUGCAGAGGAUGCUGAUGGGAGAAGAGAGCGACAACAAAGGACGCAAGGAUAGGCGUAAAGGGUUAUCCAGUUCCUUGUCCACCAGCUCUCACAAAGAUGACGACACAUCUUCUGUCACCAGCCUAAACUCCUCAGCUACGGGACGCAGACUCAAGAUCUACCGCACAUUUAGAGACGAGGAUGGUAAAGAGUAUGUGCGCUGUGAGACUGUGAGGAAGGCUGCAGUGAUUGAUGCAUAUACCAGAAUCAGAACCACCAAAGAUGAUGAAUUCAUACGAAAGUUUGCCCUGUUUGAUGAGCAGCACAGAGAGGAGAUGAGGAAAGAGCGUCGGCGAAUUCAGGAGCAGCUCAGGAGGCUGAAGAGAAACCAAGAGAAGGACAAGAUCAAAGGUCCUCCAGAGAAAAAGGCCAAGAAAGCCAAAGAGAGACCAGACCUCAAGUUGAAGUGUGGAGCUUGUGGAGCCAUCGGCCACAUGAGGACCAACAAAUUCUGUCCGCUUUACUAUCAAACCAACGCUCCACCCUCAAAUCCUGUUGCCAUGACAGAAGAGCAGGAAGAAGAGCUGGAGAAGACGGUCAUCCAUAAUGACAAUGAGGAACUGAUCAAAGUGGAAGGAACCAAGAUUGUACUGGGAAAGCAACUCAUUGAGAGUGCUGAUGAGGUGCGCAGGAAGUCUUUGGUGCUGAAGUUUCCUAAGCAGCAGCUGCCGCAAAAGAAAAAGAGACGUGUGGGAAGUGCGGUCCACUGCGAUUACCUCAAUAAACCGCAUAAGGCGAUCCACCGCAGACGCACCGACCCCAUGGUUACUUUGUCCUCUGUGCUAGAAAGCCUCAUCAACGAUAUGCGGGAUCAUCCAAAUACAUACCCCUUCCACACACCCGUCAAUGCCAAGGUGGUGAAGGACUACUAUAAAAUCAUUACUCGGCCCAUGGAUCUGCAGACGCUCAGGGAGAACGUGCGCAAGCGGAUGUACCCGUCCAGGGAGGAGUUUCGUGAAGCUGUGGAGCUCAUUGUGAAAAACAGUGCCACGUACAACGGCGCCAAACAUCCGAUCACUCAAGUGGCGCAGUCCAUGCUGGACCUGUGCGACGCUAAACUGAAGGAGAAAGAGGACAGGCUGGUGAGGCUGGAGAAAGCCAUCAACCCUCUGCUGGAUGACGAUGAUCAAGUGGCCUUCUCCUUCAUCUUGGACAACAUUGUAACUCAGAAAAUGAUGAUUGUUCCCGAUUCCUGGCCAUUUCACCAUCCUGUCAACAAAAAGUUUGUGCCUGACUACUAUAAGGUUAUACCAAAUCCCAUGGAUCUGGAGACCAUCAGAAAGAACAUCUCCAAACACAAAUACCAGAACCGAGACGCGUUUCUUUCUGAUGUUAGUCUCAUCCACGCCAACAGCAUCAAGUAUAAUGGCCCAGACAGCCCAUACACCAAGACAGCUCUGGAUAUAAUCAGCAUCUGUAAACAGACUCUGGCAGAGUAUGAUGAGCACUUGACACAGCUGGAGAAAGACAUCUGCACUGCUAAGGAGGCAGCUCUAGACGCAGCAGAUCUCGACGGUUUCGAAUCCAUGCCUGGGCCUUACACCCCGCAGCCUGCUGAUCUGUUUGACAGUGGGGCUUCAGGGAGUCUGCCCAGAGAGCCCAGCAGCCUUUUCUCUGAGGGACCUCUAGUGGUUGCUCCAGAGAAGAGAGGGGGGCAGGGACGGCACGGCAGGAGACCUGGAGAAGAGGAGUCAGAUGUAGAUAUCGAAGGGUUUGAAGAGGAAGAUGAUGGGAAACCCAAAACUCCAGCUCCAGCAGAGGAUGCUGAAGGGGAUUUGGAAGAUGAAGAUGAUGAUGACGAGAUGCUGCUGCCUCCUCGCCGGCGAGCACACGACCAAGAUGAGGACGAAGAGGAGCGAGAGCAUAGGAGAUCAAGCCACCCGGCUCAGUCCAGCGUGCUGUAUCAAGAUCUGCUGAUGUCAGAUGGAGAGGAUGAUGCCAGCGAAGAGGAGGGCGACAAUCCUUUCUCCUCCAUUCAGCUGUCAGAGAGUGGCAGCGACUCCGACAGAGAGGUCAACGUGCGACCGCCGCCUCCACGGAGAACUCAGGAGACGGCCCGCAUGGGCAUGGAGCAGGACGAGAGCAUGAUGUCGUACGAAGGAGACGGGCCUGAUGGGCCAACUUUAGAGGACAGCAACAUCAGCUACGGCAGCUAUGAGGAGACUGAGAGUCGUAGUCAGACGCAGACAUCUACCAUGAUAAACGGUGAAGAAUACGGGAUCAGUGAAGAGGAGGAGGAUGAAGAAGAUGAAGCACGGAGAAGAGGUCCAGCUGUGCUCUCCCAGGUCCAGCUGAGUGAAGACGAGGAGAGUGAAGAGUUUAGAUCCAUCGGAGGAGACAGCGACAUGGACUCUGACAAUUAAUGUCAUGUUGUUGCUUUUUUAACUAUCCUGAAAAUUAUACCACUUUUGAAAUGAAACAUGUAAAUAUGUACAGUUGUAGUUAUUUUGUAAAUGAUGCUUUAUACAUACUUUCUAUUGCUUCCUGUUACCUUUGCAGUUCAAGCUAGUACUUUGUACUUUUCAGUUGAUACUCUAUGUAUGGAUUGAGGUGGAAUUGUUUCAUUGAUUUUCAUGAAAUAGUUAUUGUUUAUCGGCCAAUCACCUGAUAUUAGCUCACUGAUCACAAAAAUAGAGAGACAACAGUGUUCUAGAAAUAUAGUUUCAUUUUUUAAGGUUUUCUUUCUGUGGAAGUUUCUUAAAUAUGUUAAAUACAAGACUGCUCUCUUUUUGUGGAAAUCAAGUUUGGAGAUUCUCUGCUUCAGUUUUCAUUUUUACUACAAAAUAAUUCUUCAGGGUUCAAUAUUUUCAGCAGGCAAGAUAAUUAGACGUAGAAACCAGAUGUUUGUGUUUGAAAGAGUUAAUGUCUGCCUGUCUUCUCUGGCACAUGUGUUUUUGGGCUGCUGUUAGGGGCAUGCAGCAUCUGCGCAGGUCCGUUACCUUCAAAGUCCAGUGGAAAAACACCUAUAAUCAGCAAUUCAUAAAGCAAAUAAAGUUCACCAACAAAAAGUGA
This is a messenger RNA of Oryzias latipes (Japanese medaka), 6937 nucleotides long. It is a transcript of the gene taf1, whose product is annotated as TAF1 RNA polymerase II, TATA box binding protein (TBP)-associated factor. Gene Ontology annotation, cellular component: transcription factor TFIID complex. Gene Ontology annotation, molecular function: histone acetyltransferase activity; DNA binding; TBP-class protein binding. NCBI's taxonomy places the organism in Eukaryota, Metazoa, Chordata, Actinopteri, Beloniformes, Adrianichthyidae. Gene Ontology annotation, biological process: RNA polymerase II preinitiation complex assembly; transcription by RNA polymerase II; DNA-templated transcription initiation. The record is from RefSeq and is a predicted model, not a curated record.